Messenger RNA from Alligator sinensis (Chinese alligator), 2233 nucleotides. RefSeq names its product THO complex 5 (gene THOC5). Gene Ontology annotation, cellular component: THO complex part of transcription export complex. The transcript has 19 exons. Gene Ontology annotation, molecular function: mRNA binding. Lineage: Eukaryota; Metazoa; Chordata; Crocodylia; Alligatoridae. Gene Ontology annotation, biological process: positive regulation of DNA-templated transcription, elongation; mRNA export from nucleus. The record is from RefSeq and is a predicted model, not a curated record. Bases 9 to 2060 code for a protein of 683 amino acids.
GCCCGCAGAUGUCGUCAGACUCGAGUAAGAAGCGGAAGCCCAAGGUGAUCCGCACGGACGGCGCCGCGCCCGACGGCAAGCGCAGCAAGGCCGACGCCGAGCAGGAUGUUAAGUACUAUAGUGAAGAGACAGAGGUGGAUCUAAGAGACCCUGGCAAAGACUAUGAACUCUACAAGCAAACUUGCGAGGAGCUUCAGAGGCUCAUGGCAGAAAUCCAGGAUCUGAAGAGUAAAGGCAGCAAAGACAGUGCUGCUGAGAUUGAGGAGCGGCGGAUCCAGAGCUGUGUGCAUUUCAUGACGCUGAAGAAACUCAACCGUUUGGCUCACAUCCGGCUGAAGAAGGGGAGAGAUCAAACCCAUGAGGCAAAGCAGAAGGUAGAUGCCUAUCACCUACAGCUCCAGAACCUGUUGUACGAAGUCAUGCACUUGCAAAAGGAGAUCACCAAAUGCUUGGAGUUUAAAUCAAAACACGAAGAAAUUGAGCUGGUGAGCGUGGAGGAGUUUUACAAAGAGGCUCCCCCGGAAAUAAGCAAACCUGAUAUCACCCUCAGUGAUCCCCACCACCAGACCCUUGCCCGCCUUGACUGGGAAUUAGAACAGCGCAAAAGGCUGGCAGAAAAGUAUAAGGAAUGUCUAACCAGCAAGGAGAAAAUCCUGAAGGAGAUUGAGGUGAAGAAGGAAUAUCUGAGUAGCCUCCAACCUCGGCUGAACAGCAUCAUGCAGGCCUCCCUCCCUGUCCAGGAGUACCUCUUCAUGCCAUUUGACCAGGCACACAAGCAGUACGAGACAGCUAGACAUUUGCCACCACCUCUGUAUGUUCUCUUUGUCCAAGCCAAUGCCUAUGGCCAGGCCUGUGAUAAGAAGCUGUCUGUAGCGAUUGAAGGGAGUGUGGAAGAAGCCAAAGCCCUCUACAAACCUCCAGAGGAUUCCCAAGAUGAUGAAAGUGACUCUGACGCCGAGGAGGAGCAGACCACGAAGCGCCGCCGGCCCACGCUGGGAGUGCAGCUGGAUGACAAGCGCAAGGAAAUGCUGAAGAGACACCCGCUGUCUGUCACCAUUGACCUGAAGUGCAAAGAUGAGAGUGUGCUGCACCUGACCUUCUAUUACCUAAUGAACCUCAAUGUCAUGACUGUGAAAACCAAGGUGACUACUGCUGUGGAGAUGACUACGCCCAUCAGCGCUGGAGACCUCCUGUCCCCGGAUUCCCUUCUGAAUUGCCUGUAUCCUGGGGAUCAUGGGAAGAAGACUCCUAACCCAGCCAACCAGUUCCAGUUUGACAAAGUUGGCAUCCUGACUUUGAAUGACUAUGUGACAGAGCUGGGGCACCCCUAUGUCUGGGUGCAGAAGCUGGGAGGCUUGCAUUUCCCCAAAGACCAGCCACAGCACACAGUGACUGCAGAUAACUCCCUGAGUGCAAGCCACAUGGAGAUGACCAUGAAGUUGCUCCGGACAAGGCUGCAGUCCCGGCUGGCUCUCCACAAACAGUUUGCUUCACUAGAACAUGGCAUUGUGCCAGUCUCCAGCGAGUGCCAGCAGCUCUUCCCUGCCAAGGUUGUGUCACGCCUGGUGAAGUGGACGGCAAUCACCUAUGAAGAUUACCUGGAGCUGUCUUACACCAAAGACAUCGUGGAGGCUGGCUUGGCUGAAGACACCCACCUUUAUUACAUGGCGCUGAUAGAAAGGGGGACAGCCAAACUCCAGGCAGCUGUUGUGCUGAACCCCGGCUACUCCUCUAUGCCGCCUAUCUUUAGCCUCUGCCUGACUUGGAAAGGGGAACGGACCAACAACAAUGAUGACAACAUUCGGGCUAUGGAGAGCGAGGUCAGUGUCUUCUACAAGGAGCUGAGUGGGCCAAAGCCUGGCUACCAGCUCCUGACCAAUCAGCUGCAGCGCUUGUGUGUCAUUCUGGAUGUCUACCUGGAAACGGAGUCCCAUGACAACAGCGUGGAGGGCCCCAAGGAGUUCCCCCAGGAGAAGAUGUGCCUGCGGCUCGUCAGGGGGCCCAGCCGGAUGAAGCCAUUCAAGUUUAACCAUCCUCAGGGCUUCUUCAGUCAUCGCUGACGCAUCACUUAGCUCCACGGCCUCAAGUCACUGGACUUCUCAGCCCCUUAGUCUGUAACCAACUGCUGGUCUCAUGCCCAGCUCAGAGUUCCCAUCCAUUCAUUCCAGAGUGGUUUGUUUCCAGAAGGUUUUUUGUUGUUGUUUUUUUAAGUAUUAAAUUUUAGAUAAAGGAA